Molecule: messenger RNA, 774 nt
Organism: Closterium sp. NIES-65
Lineage: Eukaryota; Viridiplantae; Streptophyta; Zygnematophyceae; Desmidiales; Closteriaceae
Source: the annotation of a GenBank genome assembly
GACGUACCGUUGCCCGCAGGCCAGGCGGCAGCGGCGGCAGCAGAUGGAGCAGGCAGAGCUGGAACGAUGCUCUCUUCUGGCACUGCUGCUCUGCUCCCACCCCUUCCUCACUUCCCCCCCUCUCCAUCUCCUCUCCCUCAUACACUAUCAGGACGUAUCGCCGCCGGCAAGUCAGGCGGCAGCGGCGGCAGCAGGUGGAGCAGGCAGAGCUGGAAAGGUGGAUGGCGAUUCUCCUCGAGAGGCAGCAGCAGACCGCAUCACCUCCUCCUCUCCUCCCCCUUAUUCCCCAUCAGGACGUACCGGCGCCGGCAAGCCAGGCGGCAGUGGCGGCAGCAGUUGGAGCAGGCAGAGGUGGAAAGGUGGAUGGCGAUUCUCCUCGAGAGGCAGCAGCAGACCGCAUCACCUCCUCCUCUCCUCCCCCUUAUUCCCCAUCAGGACGUACCGGCGCCGGCAAGCCAGGCGGCAGUGGCGGCAGCAGUUGGAGCAGGCAGAGCUGGAAAGGUGGAUGGCGAUUCUCCUCGAGAGGCAGCAGCAGACCGCAUCACCUCCUCCUCUCCUCCCCCUUAUUCCCCAUCAGGACGUACCGGCGCCGGCAAGCCAGGCGGCAGCGGCGGCAGCAGUUGGAGCAGGCAGAGCUGGAACGAUGGAUGGGGAUUCUCCUCGAGAGACAGCAGCAGACAGCAGGAACAGGAGGAAUGGGAGCAGGAGGAAGAGCAGGAGCAGCAGGAACAGGAGCAGCAGGAACAGGGGCAGCAGGAACAGGGGCAGGAGUAA